AUUCCUUUCUCCACCAAACAAACAGCGCACAACAAAGCCAAAGGGAACAUGAGAACUCCCAAACACACCAAGCCAAAACAAAGACAACCUUAGAAACUGUCUCCCUUUUGUACAAAGAAAGAGAAAGAGAAGAGAGGAUCCGAACGGGGCUUUGGAUGGCGAGCGGGUGGGUCAAGUCGUUGCAAUGCAAAUCGAGAGCGUACGAGGACGUGUACCACCCGAACCCGAAGCACCUCAUACCCAGUGCCAGUUGCAGAAAGAGCGUGCAGAGCAUUAGGGACGUGAUUGACACCACCAAGCACAAGCCCAGAAACCCAAAGUCCACGUCGCCCAAGAGACAACCCGCUACAAAGCAUCCGCGACCCACCAAAUCCGAACCCGUUUCGGCCCCUGCAAGCCGGUCGGCACGUGCUCCGGAGCCCUACGUCCCGGCCCUGGCCGAGCUGCAUGAGGGCCACCCUUCUCGUAACGUCGUAGAGAUUAUCUUCCACACGAGUUGGAGCCCCAAAGCCUUUACGGGUCGGGUCGAGAUGAUUUUCAAGGUUCAGAACGGGUCCAGGACUGUGGCCCGCUUCGAGGAGUAUCGCGAGGCCGUCAAGUCUCGUGCUGGGUCGGGCGGCCCGACCGGUGGAGCCACGUGGGAAGAGAAUGCGCGGUGCGUCGCGGACGGAAACGAGGUGAUGCGGUUUCACUGCCUGGGGCCACCGUCUGGCGGCGGAGUGUAUGACGCUCGGGGCGGCGCGUGGGCGUUUCCAGGGCCGAAGGGAUCGGCGAUUUGCACGUUCUCCGGGAGUGGUGGGGCACACGAGAGCGCCGGCGGUGGAAGGGGCAGGAGGGCCAUGCUGGUUUGCCGGGUCAUAGCGGGUAGGGUCUCGAAGCGACUCCGGAUCGACUCGUUGUUGGAUGGUCGAGUCGGUUUCGACUCGGUGAGUGGGGACAACGGCGAGUUACUAGUGUUUGAUUCUCGCGCGGUGUUGCCUUGCUUUCUUAUCAUAUAUAAAUUGUAAAAAUACUAGGAAAUUUUUCAUUUAUUUUUUGAAGUUUUUUUUUAUUUUUUGGUCUUCUGAAUUUUUUCUUAAUGGAGAUUUGAUGAAGCUUCUUCUUUGCAUUUAUCAACACAGUUUUUCGUUUUGCUCUGUGUUGGGUGGUUGAUGGUUUUGUGUAAUUAUGAAAAGUUGUGUUGAUGAAUGCUAAUUAACCAAUUUACAGCUUCUUUGGUUUUGUAAAUUUUGGUGCCCAACAUAGUGGUAUAGGUGCCAAAACAUAUUAGUUAAUCAAUGUACCGUUUCAUUUCAUGCAAUUAGGGGGUUUUAAAUAAUUUAUUUGUGUGAUU
Molecule: messenger RNA, 1333 nt
Organism: Corylus avellana
Lineage: Eukaryota; Viridiplantae; Streptophyta; Magnoliopsida; Fagales; Betulaceae
Product: sulfated surface-like glycoprotein
Source: RefSeq, a predicted model, not a curated record